Gavia stellata (red-throated loon) is the source of this 1671-nucleotide messenger RNA. It is a transcript of the gene MBD6, whose product is annotated as methyl-CpG binding domain protein 6. Gene Ontology annotation, molecular function: chromatin binding; DNA binding. Gene Ontology annotation, cellular component: chromocenter; nucleus. The transcript is spliced from 6 exons. The record is from RefSeq and is a predicted model, not a curated record. Lineage: Eukaryota; Metazoa; Chordata; Aves; Gaviiformes; Gaviidae. The coding region runs from base 13 to 1671 and encodes 552 amino acids.
CAAGGGAGCACAAUGAGCAGCGGCGAUGACUGCACUGGAACAGACCGACCCACGUGCCCGUCGGCCGGGCCUGUGCCUGUGGGCUGGGAGCGCAAGGUGGAGGAGGGCUCCGUGUGCUACAUCAGCCCCAGUGGCACCGCGCUGACCUCGCUGGAACAGACUUGUGCCUACCUCCUGGCCGACGGGACCUGCAAAUGUGGCCUCGAGUGUCCACUCAACAUGCAUAAGGUGUUUAACUUCGACCCAGGGGCGGCGGUGGCUGGGCGAGGGGUCCCUGGGGUCCAGGGCCAGCAGGACAUGACCAAACUCUGCAAUCACCGCCGGAAAACAGCGGCCAUGGCCACACUGUAUCGCAGCAUGGAGGGCGCCCCGGGCCCCUGCCACCCAGCCACAGGUCCCAGCCUGAGCCCAUUGUUCUCAGCAGAGGGACACCUGGCAAUGGCCCCCAGCACCGGCGUCCCCCUGCCCAGCACUGUCUGCAGCUUCCCCAGGGUGCCCCUGAGGGCGAAGAUCCUGGAGGCCACAUCAGACCCCACGGGGACCUGGCACGUCGCCCCGCCCUUUCUGCAGCCCCACGACGUCAUCUCUGGGGCCAAUGGCAGCCCCAAGAGCUGCCCACCUGCCAGCCCCUGCUUUGGCUUCUGCUUGCCCCCGCCAGAAGUGGUGACCCCCUCCAGAUCCCCUGUGGUGCCCCUCGCCAGGGGCACCCUGAGCCAGCACCCCACAGGCAGGACUAGCAGCCGGGCAGCCCUGUCGCAUGGGGGGCCUGGAGAAAGCCCAGAGCCAGGGGGGCCGGGGUCAUGCCUGCUGGCCACCACCAGUGCUCCCCGGGCAGGCAAGAUCGAUUCUCUUGUCAGUGAUGCCUUAACUAGCCAAAGCAGCAAUAACCCGCCAGUGCCCUUAGAUGCUGUCCCUGAGGGCAGGGGCUUUUUGGGGCUGCUGUCAGCAAGCACCCCCUUCCCUGCCAGCAGCCUGCUGAGCUUGGCUGCCAAGGCCCAGCUGGGCAGCCCCAAUCCCACCCCCACCCCUAGCACUUUACCCCUCUGCCCACGCUCCCCUGGCACACUGCUCUCUCUUGUGGGUGCUGCAGCUUCUCCAGGUGUCCCCAAAGGUGCUGUGGCCCCAGGGGCUAGCAGUAAUGGGGAGGGGGGUGCUGGGGGGGCGCUGGGCUGCCCACUGCCCCCUGCAACCAAGCCUGUAGCCUUUGUGGGGCAGGAGCAGGCACUGGCACUGGGGGGCUCCCUGUCACCAGGCUUCCUCCUGGGCACGCUGCCCUUCUCAGUAGCCCUGGGCCAGCACCCACCAGCCUAUGGGGGGGACCCCGAGGGGCCCAGCCUGCCCUCCCUGCUGGCGGCCUCCCUGCUCCCACUGCCUACCCUGGACCUGCUGCCCUCGCCAGGAACCCUGCUCUCCACCCUGCUGCCCUUGCCCCCCGGGCCAGGGGAGAGGGCCCCUGAGGCACCAGCGCCCGGCUCUGAGGGCUGCACAGCGCUGCCCGACUGGCCCCUGCUCUUCUCCACGCUGCCCGCCUCGCUCGCCCUCCACCCCACGCUGCUGGCCACUGGGCUGGGCCCCCUGGAGCCUGCCCCUGCUGCCCCCUCGAUGUGUCGUGUCGGGUGUGUAUUUAACCCUGGGGAAGAGGAAGGAGUGUAUUUGUCUGCAGUGCAGUAG